AAGGGGGCCGAAUACUUUUGCAAGGCACUGUAAGUGGGUGUGUUUGUGGGCUUUAUUUUUGGGAUCAACACACUUUAUUCUGGCUUUUCUUAUUUCCUCUUCACAGCUGCUUCCUUGGUCAGUGAAUUGUCGAAAAUGAGCAGUUCAAAAGAUGCAGCCUGUUUCAUUGUGUUACAGCUUUGUCACUUUUGUCUGAAAUGACAGCUAUUGACAAAUGGACCUUUUCAUAUAAAAACUCCUACACUGACCUUGCGCCUUGAAUUCCUUGUUUAUAAUCGUUUACAUAGAGAUCACCACUGUAAAGAAACACUGUUCAACGUCGCACACAAAGAAAAGAAAAUCUUCCAGCCGAGCGAAGAAUGCAAUAACACCAACCAGCAGUUGCAAUGUUCUACAAAAUGCAACAGUGUGUGUGAACACAGAAAGGAAGGAAACUGUGCACUCUAUGUUUCCUCCCGUGUAUAAAAUCUGCCACAUCCUCAGGUUUACCCAGGAGCGCAGUGUCUCAAGCUGCAGAAGACUAAAGAGGAGGUUUGGGCCUGAGUUCAGUUGGGGGAAGGGUUAAAGAGGAGGAGACUGGUAUAAAAAGAAGACACAGAAGCAGAGAGGAGGACAGACAGGAGAAGCAGAGAGAACAGACAGGAGAAGCAGAGAGGACUGUUCAAAGAUGGACCUAAAUCUUCUUCAAGCUCUGGAGAGGAAGUGUGUCUUGGAGGUUCUUCACAGAGACAAACAGCUGCGUAUUAUUGAAGAGGACAGGAUCAGGAGGAUGAAAUACGAGCUCCAGGAGCUUCGAAGGAGGGGUGCGAAGAGUCUGGACCGGCAAUAUGGGGAGCGGACCUGUGCUCGGUGCCAGAGGCCACUGGGAAAGUUCUGGAACUCAGGCGCAAUCUGCCAUGGCUGCAGCCACCGGAUCUGCAGCAAGUGCUGCGUAGGCAUGGGAGCAGUGGGCUGGAAGUGCACAGUCUGCCACGCCUACAGGGAGGUCAAGAUCAAGUCUGGAGAGUGGUUUUUAGAAGAAAAGGCAAAAAGAUUUCCAGGAACAACAGAUAAACAUGAGACAGUUGGGGAGAAGCUACUAAAGACACACAAUGUGCUGAGCCACAUAUCAGUUGUUCCCCCCACACCUCCGCCUCACUUGGAAUAUCAGUUUCUGAGCAGAUCUGGGGAUCUGCAAAACUCAAAGCCUUUCACUAAAUCUGUGGAAGAUCUAAUGGUUUCUUUCACAAGUCACAUCAAAAAAAUGUCAAAUUCUCAAAAUGAUGUGCGGGGAGACCGGCUGAGCGUUGAUACCAACCGCAGAGAGUCGUGCUUCAAGUUCACCACCCAGAAGAGCCUGUCUGACACGGACAUCAACAGAGCGAGCAACCUCUUCAAAGUCCCAAGUCUUCCAAACCUGUUCAAGAAAAGCAAAGACAGCGACCAGGAAAGUUCCUCCACUGGCGCAGAAGAAGAAACAUCCUUCGGUUCUGGGUACUCCACAGGAAAGAGAGGCAGUGCCAGCAGCAUCAGCACAGACUGCAGCCUCUUCGAGGGCGGCGGCGUGACAGGAGAGCUGGAACUGGCUCUGGCCUACAAUACCACCACCUCCUGUCUGGAGAUCACGGUUGGCGCCUGCAGAAAUCUCACUUAUGGAGAAACCAAGAAGAGGAAGUGUGACCCAUACAUCAGAUUCUACGUGCUGCCCGGAAAAAGCGGCAAAAUGAAAACAGGAGUGAAGAAAAACACCACAGAUCCAGUUUAUAAUGAAGUCUUGAAGUAUCAAAUAGAGCGCCGCCUGCUGUUUGGAAAGAGACUGCAGGCCUCUGUGUGGCAUGGACGGACCCUGAAAAGGAAAGUGUUUCUCGGUGAGGUCCUCAUCCCACUGGAUGGGUGGAGAUUUGAGGACAAGGCCUCCCAGUGCUUGAACUGGUAUCCACUGUGUUCAAAGUCUGAGUGUCCAGAUGGAGGCACUGUGGAGCAGGACAGAGAGGAUCUGCAGCUCAGAGUCAAGCUCAGCGCCAACAACCAGGGUGUCUGACUCCGGGAGCCCGCAGAGCUCUUCCAGACGAUGCCCAUGUGUGAGGAUGAGACUGUCUGAGGCUUCUCACCACCUGCUGUUUGGCCAAGGCUCCAGGACAUCUCUCUGAACCUGGACCUGUGGGAUGAGACCCCUGGGAGGGCUCAGAUAGAUCCUGGUAACAGCAGAGACUUCCCUUCUCACAUUCUGUAUAACCAUUUCUCUAGUAACUCUAUAACCCCACUUAUUUCAUGUUAGGUCUAUUUCAGUAUAUAAACAAUUACUAAAUGAUAACACACUAUAACUUGGUUGUAAGCAGACAAAGGUAUCAAUGUCUUAACUACAACUGCCCAUGCAAAGCAUCUGUAUAAUACAAA
Molecule: messenger RNA, 2376 nt
Organism: Monopterus albus (swamp eel)
Lineage: Eukaryota; Metazoa; Chordata; Actinopteri; Synbranchiformes; Synbranchidae
Gene: sytl3
Product: synaptotagmin-like 3
Exons: 14
Coding region: 668-2020 (450 amino acids)
Biological process (GO): intracellular protein transport; exocytosis
Cellular component (GO): exocytic vesicle; plasma membrane
Molecular function (GO): neurexin family protein binding; small GTPase binding
Source: RefSeq, a predicted model, not a curated record